This is a messenger RNA of Doryrhamphus excisus (bluestripe pipefish), 1260 nucleotides long. The record is from RefSeq and is a predicted model, not a curated record. Lineage: Eukaryota; Metazoa; Chordata; Actinopteri; Syngnathiformes; Syngnathidae.
CUUCCAACUUCAAGCUCAUCCACAAAUGGAGAAGAGAAAAAAAGGAUCUUCUUUGGAACUGAGGCUGAUGGUGGUCGGCAGCAGUGGACCAUCUCAGUUCCAGCUCGCCAAUGCAGUCCUCGGAAGGGAGGAGUUUUCCAAGGAUAUUUCCAGUAUUUCCGGCAGCAGGAAGAUUUUGGGUGAGCUGGCCGGAAGACGAGUGGCCGUGAUCAACGCCCCCAACAUCUACGAUAAGGAUAUAUCUCGAGCCAAGAGGAAGAUGGAGGUGAGGCGGUCCAAGUGUUUGUCCGUCCCUGGCCCGCAUGUUUUCCUGGUGGCCUUUGACAUGGACAAAAUCUCCCCUAACGACAUCAGGACCCCUCAGCUGAUGAUGAGGCGUUUCGGAAGACGCUGUUUGAGACACUGUAUCGUGAUGCUGGCCUACAAUGGAAACCCGGAGGGAGCCUCCUUGGAGGGCUUGGUGCAGAACACCGACUGGCCCUUGAGGCAUUUAAUUGAGGACUUUGGCGGCCGCUUUUACAUUUUCAACAAGAACUGGAGGGAGCGCAGCCACGAGCGUGAGAUGCUGCAGAAGAUAGAAUACAUGGUGGCCUCUUUGGGCGGGGCCUGCUUCUCGAGUAGGACUUUCCAGAAGGCAGAGCGCAGCGUGAAGAAGGAGGAAAAGAGGCUCAUGAAGAAGAUGACCGCAGAUAACGAGAAGGUGUGGAGCGAGCUGGAGAAGAAGUACUUGUCAGACGAGCUGUACCGUCAGAAAGACGCCCACACGGCCAGUGUCAGCGCCAAGAUCAGGGCCAAGGCGGAAGUAGACAACUGCUGGCUGAGAACAUCCCUGGCCAGAGGGGUGGGGACGGGCGUCGUGGUGGGGGCGGUCAUGGGGGCGCUGGUCGGCUCCAUAGAGGGACCGGGAGGGAUGGUUCUUUACGGCGUCAUUGGCGGUGCAGUGGGUGGGUCGGCAGGGGGUGCAGCUCAAGUGGCCAUUAAGCACAUGGAGGACAGAGUGGCCCCUCCCGCCAGACUCAAUUUCAAUUCCAUCUUCAUUAAUCGCUUCUUUGCAACGACUCGGCCAUGACAACUGGUUCACAACAUUAGGUACACCUGCUCAAUCUAAAGAGCUGUAUUACUAUACAGCAGGGGUCUCAAACUCAAUUUACCUGGGGGCCACUGGAGCUAGGGUCUGGGUGAGGCUGGGCCGCAUCAGGUUAAAUAAAUAAAUAAAUGAAUAAAUAAAAAAAAAAAAAAAAAAUAUAUAUAUAUAUAUAU